GGUGGGGGCUGUAACUUGACCUUGCCUCUUAAUGGCUGUGGGACACUGGUGCCCCGUCCCACUGGCCUGUCUGCCCCUCCGUUGUGUCUAUUUAUAAAGUCCAGACACAGAGCAGAGGUUAUUGCUAAACACAAAGUGACAGGCGGAGAGAAGACAGAGGUGAGAUAAAAGAUGCCUGGGGGCCAUCAUGAGCAUUGCAUCACGUGUUACAGUGUCCACUGCCACGUCCCUGUGCAGAUCUCCGUCUCAUGCAUAGUCGUCAAGUGUCGUCACAACUGUGGCGCCACCUUCCAUAUGUGCAAGCAAGAGGAGCACCAUCUUCUCUGUCCCAACGAGACGGUCCCAUGCCUCAAUGUCGAGUACGGGUGUCCUCUUACCCUGGUCCGUCACAGGAUGGCCAAACAUCUGGAGGUGUGUCCCGCCAGCGUGGUCUGCUGCUCGCAAGAGUGGAACCGCUGGCCUGUUUCAGAAACGGACGUGGCCUUCUACAAAAAUGUUUUGGAAAGCCCUCAAACUGAGGUCAACCUGGAUGUUGCCUUGGCUCUGAGGGACCAAGAGCUGCUGUUUAGAUCCAUCAAAAUGAAGAACAUCUUCCCCGAGUUGAUGGCAGGGGGUUUUGCCCCUCAGAAUGGUUCUGCUGGGGUCAACGGUCCUGCAGAUGAAACAACCUCUUCUUUAGAUCAUGUAGAGUUUUUUGAAAAUGGCUCCGAGAGGAUGGAGAGAAGAAGAAGUCAAGACGAGAGGGAGGCUUUGGCAAGGAAUGGGGAUGUGGAUGGCAUACAGAACUACACCCCCUGGGAGAAAAUAUUCAACAAGGAGAUGGAGGGAUGUAAGCAAACAGUGAAAAACUUGAACGAGAAGGAGGAAAAGGCAAAGGAGGAGCAAGAAUCAUCAAACCGCCCGGGGGAGACAAAAGACUCCCACCAGAGCCGAGAGAGCACUGCUGAAACUCCGAGAACGGACGCAGCUGACCUUGCGCCGUGGCACGACGGGGUCCUCCAGAGGUUGAGCAGGGAAGUCAACAUUGCUGAGUACAACAUGUACCUGGCGCACAACGGGGCCAUGUUGAUCAACUUUGGCCAACUUUCGGCUUGCACCCCGAGAGAGAGGGAUUUUGUUUAUGGGAAUCUGGAGCCAAUCGAGGUUCAAACCAUCCGCUCAUUUAUUGCUCCAACUAGCUAUCGGGCCAAGCGCAAUUACCUGAAGGAUCGGAAGGUCAAGACCAAUGCUAGCGUUGACACGGCAGAUUUGGGUGUUCUGGUCAAGGAUCUCCCAAAGUGCGACGAGGUCAGCGCCACACUCCUGCUCUCCCUGGAAAGGGAACUGAGAGGACAUUUGAUCUCGGAGAGUGCAGGCAGGGACGGUCUUUACGUAGAUAUAGGGACUCAAACAUACAACUUUGCCUGCGCGCCGUUUCACACAGAAGCUACUCUGGCGGAUGUCGUCUCCGACCAACCCCGCGCUCUUCAUGUGCAGGUGGAAGCGGAGUCUGUCACCAGAAGACACAACAGAACCAGUUCAGCCUUCAGCCACAUGUGUGGCCUCUUCUUUCGGCGAGAUGAAUACCGCUCUCAUUUCAGGAACGUGCACUGCGACAUACAGGCGUCUCUGAGCGGCUGGUUCCAACAACGCUGCCCUUUGGCGUACCUUGGUUGCGCAUUCGCCCAGACAAGAUUUCACCCGGCAGGUCAUCGAGCCAACGUCAAAUUCUGCCAAAAUGUCAGCGCCUUUGUCCUCGAGCCAGAAGUCCCUUCACUCCUGCGUGAAGGCGGGGAAACCUUCAGCCCGAAGACAAGUGGCACACAUAAUCUGGAUCCCAUGAGCGGAUUGCCCCUGGAGAUCCUUCGGCACGUUGCUGCCUAUCUUGACAGUUUCACAUUAUCUCAGCUGUCCCAAGUCUCCCAUCUCAUGAGAGAAGUGUGUGCCACAUUGUUGCCGGAGAGAGGGAUGGUCUUUCUCAAGUGGAAGAAAAAGACAUAUUCCCAUGGGGGAAGCUCCUGGAAAUGUCGAAAGAAAGUUUGGGAGUUCAGCUCUAUGUUUUCCUCUGUGGAAAAAUGGAACCUCAGCUGCACUUCUUCCAUGUCAGAUCACCUGAAAACCUGCUCCUUCUACCAGAGAGAGAAGCACACCGAGCCGGUGGCUUUAGCCUGCCUAGGGGAGGUCAGAGACAAACGUGGAGAAAUCAAGUGCAAAAGAUAACGCUCAGGAUCCCAGAGCGACAGGAGUCAUUUUGGAUUCGGACCUGCUCAUAAAUACUGAACAUAGGAAGAUUUCACUUUGGCAGUAACUGUGAGGAUUUUAAUGAUCUAUUUAACCUCUAUUUUCGAGUCAUGGCUCCUAAAAUAAUGUCUGUUUAGUAAGGAAAUGCUGUGUUAUUAAGAGUUGAAUGAAACUUAAAGAAAAUCCCCCUGGGAGCACAAGACAUAACAAAUAGAUUGCUAUGGUGGUAGAGACGGGUCCUCAUAUUCAGUUGAGUCAGAUCAUAUUUUUCCUGCUGACAAGCAUUGUUUGAUCCAUCUUGUUUUAUUGUUGUGGUGAGAAGCAUCAGGAGAUGUUUAUUAUCUUUCUUUAGAAUGACAAGACUGACAUCUACUGGAGAGCAGCUGAAGUACCUCAUUGGUGUGGCGUGGAAACAACACAGAAGCAGGAAAUGUCUUCUUUUUUUGAUUAAGCACAGCAGCACAUGAGGACACGACCCCUUUGUUUAAACUAAGACUAUCCUUAUGGAGGAAGAGAGAAAUAAUAGAUGUGUGUAAUUGUCAUUUAUCUUAUAAUAAAACAGCCUUGCAAUUGUCUUCAUUUA
This is a messenger RNA of Gasterosteus aculeatus aculeatus (three-spined stickleback), 2803 nucleotides long. Lineage: Eukaryota; Metazoa; Chordata; Actinopteri; Perciformes; Gasterosteidae. The record is from RefSeq and is a predicted model, not a curated record.